This is a messenger RNA of Melanaphis sacchari, 3381 nucleotides long. RefSeq names its product period circadian protein (gene per). The record is from RefSeq and is a predicted model, not a curated record. Bases 34 to 3252 code for a protein of 1072 amino acids. NCBI's taxonomy places the organism in Eukaryota, Metazoa, Arthropoda, Insecta, Hemiptera, Aphididae. Gene Ontology annotation, molecular function: transcription cis-regulatory region binding; transcription corepressor binding. The transcript is spliced from 25 exons. Gene Ontology annotation, biological process: entrainment of circadian clock by photoperiod; negative regulation of transcription by RNA polymerase II; circadian regulation of gene expression. Gene Ontology annotation, cellular component: cytoplasm; nucleus.
CUUUGAUAAAUUGUUUAAGAGGACUGAGCAAAAAUGGAAGAAAGUCCAUCAUUUUCAGUAAAUCAAACUCGAGUUGAUUAUGACUCGGGCUACUCUUGUACAUCAUCCCAAUCCAAAUCCAGUGAUAAAUCACGUCACCCAGGACUAUCCACGGAAUCAAGUUUCGAAGAACAGAAUUCGACUAUAUUAACAACUGAAAAAGACGGAGAAAUGUCAACUUUGAACUCUAAACCCGCCGAACAAUCAAAUCAAACUAUAUUAAGAGGUUUGAACACUAUAAAUAAUCAAAACCCAAGUAAUACUUGUUCAAAAUCUAAACAGAAAAAUUCAACAGCAUUUAAGCCACAAACGAAUCAAUUAUUUAACGUCGAUGCUUCUAUAUCAAAAAUGGAAUCUGAUGAUUUAAAAAAUUUAAAUAAUGAAAUUAAAUUAGACCAUAAUCAAGAAAAUACGUUUUUGCAAUUAUCUUACUUGUGCCAAUCAUAUCGGGAUUUAAAUCAAACAAACUCAACUUCAAAUCCUAAAAAAUCAUUUACUAUUAUAGAUACUGUUCUAAAGGUAUUAAAUGACUAUGAGUUACAAUUCAAGGAAAUAAUUGAAUCAAAUGAUGUUAAAAAUAAUUCAUUUGGUGUUGUUGUGUCAAUGACCAAUGGUCUAAUUAUUAAUAUAUCAAAUAGUGUUCACAAAAGCAUGGGAUACUCAAAAGAAAUGUGGAAAGAUCGUGCAUUUAUUGAUUUUAUUCAUCCUAAUGAUCGGAUAACAUUUGUCAAUCAUAUGACGUCUAUUCUUGUAGAUCCUUGCACAAUUUCUAGAGGAGAUGGUGUAUCUACGGUGACUUAUUUGAGACCCAAAACUAAUGAUGGAUUUUACUGCAAUAUGGGUUAUUCAAAAUCUGAAAACAAAAAUAAUUAUCAAGUGUGUAAGCUUACAAUAACAUUCAAAGAUUUAUCAUAUGUAUCGACGACUCCAAAUUUGACACAAAUAGCACGACCUCAGUUAGUUCUAGUUGUUAAAGCACAAAUAAUUCAUUCAGCAUACACGUGUUCUGAAGAGAAAAUAGAAAAUCCCAUUCAAUUUAUUACUAAACAUAAUGCAUUAUUUGAAUGGUGUUAUGUUGAUAAAUUCAUUACCUCAUAUUUUGGAUAUCUACCACAAAAUAUUAUUGGUAGAUCAAUUUUCGACUAUUACUGUAAAGAAGAUCUAACAACUAUCAAAGAAAUUCACACAAAUUUGAUUAAAUCUAAAAAUAUUUCAUUAAAAGGAAAUCCUUACCGGUUUAAGUGUCAAAAUGGUGAUUUUGCAGUCGUACAAACAGAAUGGUCAAAUUUCGUAAAUCCUUGGUCUGAUCAAGUAGAGUUUGUAAUUGGUAAACACAAAGUUAUUCAGGGUCCAAUUAAUCCUAACGUCACAACUUUGGCUCAUAAUACUAUUACAAAAGAUAUAGAAACAAAGGAUGAUUAUAAAUUUAAUGAAACGCCGAAGGACUUUGAAAAAAUGACAAAUGAGAGUAAAGAAGUUGCUGAAGUUUCAUAUGAAACAAAACAAACAACGGAUACCAAUUCAGAGCAGCAAAUAUCGAUGGACUAUAAAAACUUUACGCCGUGUAUGAAUUGCUUUGUACAUCCAUCAGUUCAAGUUCCUCUUAAUGUCGAAGUUCCACCAGAAAUGUCUGGGAAUUAUUCUGACAACGACUCUCCACAUUUAUUUCAAAAUACCAACUAUGAAAGUAAAUCUAGUUCCGAUACACUAUUAAGUUAUACUGAACUUAAUUAUAAUGAUAACAUACAAAGAUUUUUCAAUAGUAAUUUAAAAACAAAUUCAUCGGAUGAAUCGAGUUCUUCUAAAAAAUUUGCUGCGAGAGAAGUUACUUCUUAUGAAACAGAUACAAAUAAAGUACAACCAGAUACAAUAUCAUCGUUUCAAAGUAGAGCACCAGUUUCAAAUAUGAUUAUAACUCAAAAUUCACCUAAUUAUGAUUCAGAACAAAAUGCAAGUAAAAAUUGUCAACUUACUCAAAAAAUGCUUUUACGUCAUAAUGAAAAAAUGGAAUGUGAUCUCGUGAAACAACAUAAAAAAAACAAAUCGUCCAAAAAACAAAAUUUGUCAAAUCAAGCAAAAUACAUUUCUGAUAUAGUUCACGGCAUAAAACGUAAUAGUUCAACUGUGAAUAAAUCAUGCAAGCUUUCGAAAAGAAAAUGUCUUUCAAACAUCAGUGGUCAUACUAAUGUAACACAACCACUAGAGUGUCAAAAUAUUGAAACUACUCCUACUGUCGCUCGAUCAACGCAAGUUUGGUCUUUUUGUCAAAUUACACGAGAUUCACAAACAAUGACCGAUUUACCACCAAGACAGAUUUUACCAAGCCCAUGCCAAAAAUUAGUGUUACCAACUCAAGCACUAAUUGUACCAUGCCAACCACUUAUUUAUAAUGUACCACUUAGUAAUAAUGUGAUGCCUGUUCAACCUACAUGCGAUAUAAUGGACGAAAAGUUUGGAAAUAUUCAAGAAACAGUAUCUGACAAGUUACAAUCAUUAAGUAUGCCGAGCCACAUAACUGAAAAUUCUCAACUUUUACAUGUCCAACAACAGUUGCAUAUAGAACAUUUAUAUCAGAAUAUUGAAAAUAAAACUGAAGCUCCAAUUAUAUCGAAAACAAAUAAUCAGAAUAUUCGAAAGAAAACAAAAGCAACUCAAGUAAACCAAGAAGAAAUUAUAACGAGUUCUGAUUCCGAUUGUAAAAAAGAAACCGAGAGCUUAAGAUCAAGUAGUGGAUGGAUGUACGAGGAAAGUAGUUAUUACUCAUCAAGUUUACGAGAUAAAACCGAUAGUAGUGAAAAAGAAGAUUUUCCAUUGCUGAAUGUAUUUGAAAAAACAAAUUGCUCUCAUCAGUUAAUUAAAAAGCAACCAUUCUGGAUGGAAGACAUCGUAACAACACCAGAUCUAGUCUAUCGAUACCAAAUGGACUAUGGAGACAAAAAUGAAGUGUUGCGUAAAGAUAUUAACACGCUAAAUACAUUCACUCAACCUUUGUUAGUGAGCGAACAGUUGAAACAAUUAUGCGUGGAAAUAGAUGUAAAUGGUUCUUCUAAAACAUCAUAUUUGGAAGACGGAACAUCGUCAAGCAGCGAUGGAGAUGAAUGUUACAUUUCUAUUGGAAAAAAUAAAAGAAGAAGAAUUGAUUUUUGCAGAAUUGCAAUGAUUUACGAAGAAAAUGCAUUAAUACCACCACCAACCUCGCCACGCAAUAAGUAAGAUUUAAGCAUUUUGUUUGUCUUAAAGAAAAACUCAAAUUACUAUUACUAUAAAUAUGUACUUAUGUAAGAAUAUCAACAAUUGAUCAUUUAUCACCAUAAUAAUUUUCCAUAAUGUAAAAAGAUAUUA